GCAGUGGCGCCAUGGCGGGGGGAAGCGCCGGGCGCGUGCUGGCGCGCGCCGCAGGGCGGGGCUGGGCCGGCGAGGGGAGGCUGCCAGGCCCCGAGGAGACGCUGGCGCUGCUGGAGGCUGCCGUGGUGCACCGGGAAGGAGCUCUGCUGGCGCUCAGCAAGCCGCCGGGGCUGCCCGUGUGCGGCGGCGGCGGGGAGCUGAGCCUGGCGGCGCUGCUGCCCGCGCUGAGCCGGCGCCUGGGCCUGCCGGCCGAGCUGCACGUGGUCAAGGCCCCCGGCAGGGAGAGCUCCGGCCUCGUCCUCCUGUCCGGCUGCCGCCGCGCCACCGAGCGCCUCCACCGCUUCUUCGCCCGAGCGCGCAGGGGGGGCCGCUGCCCCGCCACGUACCGCGCUGUCACCGUGGGGGUCCCGGCAGAGCCCGAGGGCCGGGUGUGCGUGGGGCUGCGCCGGCAGCGGCUGGGCGACGCCGUCUUGGUGGUGCCCGUGGCGGCUCCGUCCCGCGGCAGCCUGGCCAGGAAGGAGGUGAAGAAGACCCAGACGAGCUACCGGGUGCUGGGGGCGGCGGGGGGCUGCGCCCUGCUGGAGCUGCAGCCCAAGACAGCCUUCCCCGGGCAGCUCCUGGCGCACCUGGCGCUGCUGCUGUGCCCGGCGCUGGGCGACCACGAGGGCUGCGCCGGCGUGGGCCGCGUCCUGGGCCAGCCCUUCCUGCUGCCCCCCGCCGCCGCCGCCGCCCGGCCCCGCGCGCAGGUGCUGGACGAGGAGCUGGAGCGCCGGCUGCAGCUGGCGCCGGGGCCGCGCCGGGGCCGCCUCCCCCUGCACCUCCACCUGCAGGAGCUGGCGCUGCCGGCGGCCGUGCUGACGGCCCCGCCGCCCCCCUUCUUCCUGCGCACCCUGCGCCUCCUGGGGCUGCCCGGCGCCCCGCCGCCCCCCCAUUAAAGCCUGCUGCGUGCCCA
Molecule: messenger RNA, 952 nt
Organism: Rhea pennata
Lineage: Eukaryota; Metazoa; Chordata; Aves; Rheiformes; Rheidae
Gene: RPUSD3
Product: RNA pseudouridine synthase D3
Exons: 9
Coding region: 12-935 (307 amino acids)
Biological process (GO): enzyme-directed rRNA pseudouridine synthesis
Molecular function (GO): RNA binding; pseudouridine synthase activity
Source: RefSeq, a predicted model, not a curated record